UUACUCUGUGAGGCUUAUCAACUCUACCAAAUCUCGCAUCAGUGAGUGCAAUCGAGUUCGGCGCUUGCUGCAUCUUCGACCUCUGUGGAGCGCCUAUUCUCUACCGGGGCUUCCGUUGUACGCACAUGUACGAGAGGUGGGAUAUUUUGCGAAGCGUUUUUAGUCUGAAAGGCACCCUCAACACCCAACACGUCCGACGGGACGAUAAGUAUUCGAUAAUACUCAUGACGUCUAUAUUCACAUAGCGACAAACCGUGAACUAAAUUCCUCCAUCUCGGCAUUUUGGGGCUCUCCCUUGCAUGGCACGAUGGAAGCUCCCCCUAAACCUACAGUCGACAGUCUACGUCACGUGGUGAACAACUUCCCAAUCAUAGACAACCAUGCACAUAACAUCAUCCAGCCCGCUUUGGUAGACACGAUCCCGCUUGAGUCGAUAACUACCGAAGCGCAAGGGCGGGCGAUGAGAGAUGCUUUCAAGUCGCUUCCUCAUCUGAGAGCAGCGCGACAGCUACGCCGGCUGUACGAGUGCCCUGACGAUGCAAACUGGGAAGAGCUUCUCGCCCAGCGUGAGGAGUGGCUGAGGACAGAUCCAGAGCGGUUGAAUCAGCAAUGCUUUCAAGGAGUACAUGCCCUGCUCAUCGACGAUGGCCUCUCCAACCCAGACAAAGUACUCCCGUAUCACUGGCACAACCGGUAUACAAAGGCGCCAAGCAAGCGCAUAGUGAGGAUCGAGACCGUAGCCGAGCGGCUCAUGGAGAGCCUGCUAGUUGGGGUUACGGACGAUGAUCUCGACGCCGCUACGUUCUUCACAGACACAUGGGUUACCUUAACCGAAGAGUUCGAAAAAGAAAUCCAAGAAGCGAUCCUAGACCCGGAAGUAGCCGGCUUCAAGACCGUAAUCUGCUACAGGACCGGAUUGGACAUCGAACCAGAUUAUGAACGAGCUGCAAGAGAUGUCGGUCACCCCUUCGAACGCUAUGUAGAGCGAUGUGUGCGAAAGAAGAAGUACCGCAUCGAACGAAAAGCCCUCAAUGACUAUCUCGUAUUGCGAACACUGGAAAUUCUUUCUGAAGAGACUCCGCGCCUCGAUGUUAUGUCGAAGCCUUUGCAGCUACAUACUGGGCUUGGAGACAAGGAUAUCGACCUACUGAAGUCAAAUCCAGGAUGUCUGCAGCCUGUGAUCGAGAACUAUACCAAUGUUCCUUUUGUCCUGCUUCAUUCAGCAUACCCCUACACCCGAGAAGCCGGAUAUCUGGCCACGGUGUAUAAGAACGUUUAUCUUGAUAUCGGGGAAGUGUUUCCUAUGGUGAGUCGAGAUGGGCAGAAAGCAAUAUUGCGACAGGCACUGGAAAUCACUCCUGGCAGCAAGUUGCUCUACUCGAGCGACGGGCAUUAUUUGCCGGAGACAUAUUGGCUUGCAAACGUGCAGUUUCGUGAGGUUUGGUUGGAUCUGUUAAUCGAAUACGUCGAAAAGGAAGACGUGACGCCUCACCAAGCUAUCGCAAUGACCAAAGACAUAUUGUUCAACAACUCCAAUAUCCUUUACAACCUGCAAUACGAGGCAGUAUUCAACGAUCUUUUCGUGCCACCAAAAACACUCACAUACAACAUCAAGUCGCCCGUAGAGUCGUCAACCUCUCCGAACGCUGCUUCAAUGCCACCCGGCUUGAAUCUACAACAACAUGCAUCGCCACUCGCGCCUCCGUAUCCUUCAUCAACAGCACCUCGAACACCGUCCGAGGGAUACCAGCCUCCGCCGUUCCCUCCUCCACCGACGGAACCUCAGGUCUAUGACACCCAGCUAUACGAUACCUUCAUGCAACAGAACCCUGAAGUCAAGCUUGUGUACGUCCAGUGGCUCGACUACAUGUCUACCAUACGAGCACGCAUGGUUCCAAUCAAAGAAUUUGACCGCAUGAUGCGCUCGGGUAGCAGAAUUGGAAUUUCGCAGGGCAACACAGGAACGCUCCAGAAUGAUGGUUCCACGCCUGUCAUGAACCCAAUUGGGCAGAUCUACGUGGAGCCAGACCUGCGAUCCCUUCGGCGGACGCAUCAUCGAGAUGCAAUCCCCUCUGCAACUGUGUUAUCAUUUUGGCGCGAUGAAAGAGGCAACCGGAUCCGGGAAUGCCCGCGUGCUAAUAUGGAGCUGUUGAUCAACGAUCUGCAAUAUAAUCGUGGAAUCAAGCUCCUAUGUGGCUUCGAGAUCGAAGUCACGUUCCUGCGGCGGAGUGAUGCCCCGCAAGACGAAGCCUUCACACCAUUGACACGAACGCACGCAUGGGGAACCAUGUCGCCCGAACAAUGGCUCCAAAUCCCCUUGCUCGCGGAGAUCGCUACGUCUUUAUCAGACAUCGGAAUCGAGGUCCAACAAUUCCACUCCGAGUCAGGCCAAGGGCAGUACGAGUUUGUCCUAGCUCCCCAGCCGCUAUUGGCCUCCGUGGACUCCUUGAUCCAGGCCCGGCAGGUCGUCGCGCAGAUAGCAGCCUUCCAUGGCCUACGAGCUACGUUGCAUCCUAAGCCAUUUCCUGGCAUUGGAACCGCAGCGCACGCACACAUCUCACUGGAUCCUCCCGAUAAAGACCUCCAAUUCUUCGUCGGCGGUGUGCUUAAACAUUUGCCUGCGAUUUGCGCAUUCACGCUGCCCGAAGUAGUUAGCUACGACCGUGUAGCAGACGACUCUUGGACCGGCGGCACAUGGGUCGCGUGGGGCACGCAGAACCGCGAAGUGCCGCUUCGACGAGUUAGCGGUGGUAGAUGGGAGAUCCGAUGCCUCGAUGGCUUCGCGAAUAUGUAUUUCGCCAUCAAUGCGAUUCUCGCGGGUGGGAUAUUGGGACUGAAGAGUAAUGUCGUGGACUUUCCACAAAGAGAUGUACGGAUAAACCCAUCAUCACUGGAUGAAGAAGGGAGGGCGACAUACGGUAUCACACAGAAGCUGCCCGUUGGCUUUGCAGAGGCGGCAUUCGCUCUAGUCCACGAUGAUGACUUGGUAGAAUCACUUGGGCAAGAGUUCGUAGGGGACUACCUGGCGAUGAAGAAGAGCGAGCACGAGAUGCUGUCAAAGAUGUCGGAUGAGGAGCGCAGGGUGUGGUUGAUUGAGAGGUACUGAGGAUGAGCGGCAUUUUAGGCUUGAUGGGGAUCAGGGGUUGCUUUCGCACGUAUUUCCUCUACGUUUCUUAGUUCUAGCUUACGAUUUAACGACUUUAGCGAGCCUGAAUAUGGGUUCUAUUCAUGAGACGAUGUAUUUCCAAUUGAGGUUUGCAUACUUAGCAAGGCAGCUGAAUUAUGUCAUCUCACUCUGCUUGUGGAAUGACAGGGCCGUUUGCAUGACUGUCGAUCUCGUCAACUGGGUGCCUAUGCACUAAGUUUAUGUGCUCUAUUCUACUCGUUUUAUCGCAUAGCCACU
Paraphaeosphaeria sporulosa is the source of this 3403-nucleotide messenger RNA. RefSeq names its product glutamine synthetase/guanido kinase. The record is from RefSeq and is a predicted model, not a curated record. Gene Ontology annotation, molecular function: glutamine synthetase activity; hydrolase activity. The coding region runs from base 308 to 3106 and encodes 932 amino acids. Lineage: Eukaryota; Fungi; Ascomycota; Dothideomycetes; Pleosporales; Didymosphaeriaceae. The transcript is spliced from 6 exons.